UAAUAGACAGAUAUGGCAAAUAUAAGGUAUAUUCAAAUCUUGGUCUUUGCCUUGUGUUCAAGCCUUCUCAUUAUCACAACCCAAAGCCAUGGCCAUUCUGGGUUGCCAAAAAGACAUGCACCUCUUUUCAUACUCGGGGAUUCAGUCUUUGAGGCUGGAAAUAAUAACUACUUUAACACUACAGCCCGGGCAAAUUAUAAGCCAUAUGGUGAAACCUACUUUAAGUACCCAACUGGGAGAUUUUCUGAUGGUCGUCAAAUUCCAGAUUUUAUUGCUCAGUAUGCGAAGUUGCCAUUGAUUCCACCAUAUCUACAGCUCGAUUUGCAUGAUUUUUCAUAUGGUGUCAACUUUGCAUCUGCAGGAUCUGGGGCUUUGGAUGGAACUCGCCGAGGCUCGGUGAUAAGCCUUAAAACUCAACUGUCAAAUUUCAAGAUCGUCAGGAAGUCGUUGAGGAAGAAACUAGGCGAUCAUGAAGCCAAAUCUCUGCUAUCAAGAGCUGUUUACUUUUUUAAUACUGGAAGCAACGAUUACCUUUUCGCAUUCGACACAGACCCAACUGUGCUUGGAUCCUACUCUCAACAGGAAUAUGUAGACCUGGUGAUAGGCAACAUGACUUCAGUGGUCAAAGGAAUCUAUAAGAGAGGAGGAAGAAAUUUUGCGUUGCUUGACCUCUGGCCUAUGGCUUGUCUUCCAUACGGAAGAGGAACACUUGAAAAGAAAGGUGCUUGCUUUGAUACAAUUACACCAUAUGUGACACUACACAACAAAGGACUUGCCAAUGCCCUGCAAAAGCUGGAGAAGAAACUCGAGGGAUUCAGAUACUCAUUCAUCAGUUCUAAUGAGUUUCUGACAAAAAGAAUGAACAACCCUUCUAAAUAUGGUUUCGUGGAAGGAAAGGUGGCGUGCUGUGGAAGUGGUCCAUAUGGAGGAAUUUUCAACUGUGGAGGAAUGAAGAUUUCCAAGAAGUAUAAUUUAUGUAAGAAUGUUAGUGAAUAUGUCUUCUUUGAUUCUUCUCAUCCAACCGAGAGGGUCUAUGAACAGUUUGCCAAGAAAAUAUGGAGUGGAAAUUCCAUCACUGCGCCUUACAAUCUGAAAGCACUAUUUGAAAAUUAGCCGAGUAAGAUUAUAGUAAGGGCAGAUGAUCCGACGGUCAAUAAGCAAAUAAUUUGUACUUCUUGAAAGAGAGGCAACAACUCAUAUGUCAAGCUUUGUCUCAAAAUAAGAUGCAGCCUUUGUAUUGAAUAUUAUAUUAUAUUUGUGUGGUGGUGGAAGGAGAGCCAACAAAUAAACAUUAUUUUAUA
Messenger RNA from Prunus avium (sweet cherry), 1301 nucleotides. RefSeq names its product GDSL esterase/lipase 2-like. The record is from RefSeq and is a predicted model, not a curated record. NCBI's taxonomy places the organism in Eukaryota, Viridiplantae, Streptophyta, Magnoliopsida, Rosales, Rosaceae. Gene Ontology annotation, molecular function: lipase activity.